AUGGGAAGAAACCUACGACACCUGCUGAUGUUCCUUCUCAUCAUCCUGAAGGAGCCCAACCUGCCAGACGCCGGCCGCACCUGCUCGCCAUCAUCGGUUCAGAAAACCGGCCGCAGCUGCGCACCACCGCGCUGCGAUUGCAAUUUUCUGGGCCUCACCAGCAUCACUCUGAACCUUCCAUCAUCCAUCACAGAUUUAUAUUUGAACCAUAACAAUAUAGCAAUAAUUCGGGAAGGUGUAUUUGUAAAUGUACCCCAGCUACAAAACUUGUCCCUGUCCUACAACCAGAUAACAAUGAUUCUGGAAGGUACAUUUGUAAAUCUGACCCAGCUACAAAAGUUGAAACUGUCCUACAACAAGAUAACAAUGCUUCAGAACGGUGCAUUUGUAAAUUUACCCCAGCUACAAUAUUUGAACCUAUUCUCUAACCAGCUGCAGAUAACAAAGAUUCAGCCAGAUGCAUUUGCCAAUCUGCCCAGGCUACGAACGUUGGAUCUGUCCCUCAACAAGAUAACAAUGAGUAAGCCCGGUAUAUUUGCAAAUCUACCAGGGCUACGAGUGUUGGCACUGUCCAAAAACAAGAUAACAAAGAUGAAGGAAGGUUCAUUUGCAAACCUAUCCGGGCUACGAGAGUUGUGGCUAAAUACCAACAAGAUAACAACGAUUAAUCCAGGUAUAUUUGCAAAUCUACCCUGGUUAGAAAAGUUGUACUUGAGUGGCAACCAGAUAACAUUGAUUCAGGAAGGUACAUUUGUAAAUUUGGCCCAGCUACAAGAGUUGUCCCUGUCCAACAACCAGAUAACAUUGAUUCCGCCGGGUGCAUUUGCAAACUUCACCUUGCUACAAGUGUUGUGGCUGACCAGCAACAAGAUAACAUUGAUUCAGAAAGGUACAUUUGUAAAUCUUACACGGCUACGAUUGUUGUCCCUGUCCUACAACCAGAUAACAAUGAUUCAGCCAGGUGCAUUUGCAAAUGUACCCGGGCUACGACAGUUGUUCCUGUCCCACAACAAGAUAACAAAUAUUAAGGAUGAUGCAUUUGCAAACCUAUCCGGGCUACGAGAGUUGUGGCUGGCCAACAACAAGAUAACAACGAUUAAGCCAGGUAUAUUUGCAAAUCUACCCCAGCUACAAAAGUUGUACCUUACGAACAACAAGAUGUCUGCCAUUGCCCCUUUAGUUUUCAGCUUGUUGCCAUCUAAUUUCGACAUAAAACUUGACGGGAACCCCUGGCAGUGUGACUGUAAGAUGGUUCCCUUCAGGCUAGAUUCGACUGAAUUUCCUUCAUUUAAAGACCAGAUAACAUGUGUCGAACCCGCUAACUUACGGGGACAGAAGCUUACAGAUGUCAGUCCUGAAGAUUUGGUAUGUGCAGAGCCGACCAUAUCAGCACUGUCUGUUGAUGUUCAAGUAACCUUAAAGUUUAACAAUUCUGACAAAGGCACAACAGCUGGCUCCACAGUCAAGAACAAGAAAAACAAAACAAGACCGACAAUAGCUUCACCCCUUAAAAGCAGCAGUUUCCAUGCUGAUACCCGAGCAACUUCUAUAAACUAUCAUAAUUGCACAGCAGCUGGCUCAACAGUAGGUCCUGCAGAAAAAAGAGCCAAAACUAGAGCAAUAAUAAGUCCAACUCUUCAAACCACUCCAGAAAAACCGGAAAGCGACACUUCCAAAGAAUCUGUUUCCAGUUUUCCAAAACCUGCUCUAAUUGGCUCUGUCUGUGGUCCAAUAGCUGGCAUUGCCCUGAUCGGCACCGUCAUUCUCACAAUCUGGUGCAAGAGGAGGACCAAGAAUCCCCCUCCUGGCUCUUCUUCAGGC
Molecule: messenger RNA, 1821 nt
Organism: Branchiostoma floridae (Florida lancelet)
Lineage: Eukaryota; Metazoa; Chordata; Leptocardii; Amphioxiformes; Branchiostomatidae
Product: leucine-rich repeat-containing protein 15-like
Exons: 1
Molecular function (GO): protein binding
Source: RefSeq, a predicted model, not a curated record